CCUACCUCCCACUCUUUAGUCAAAUUACAGUCAAAUCUAAACUGUACAAAACUCCCUCAGACAGUAGUAUUGUGUAAAUCCAGAGUGUCCUUGGUUAAUGAUUUCUUUUUUAUUAUUUCUGGGUGUGUUCGACUUCUGUAUUAUGUACAUUUCAUACAGUCCACUGCUACUAGUUUGACAGGGGCUGCUUAUGUUCCUAGAUGGAUUUUAAUACUCACUAAUGAGGUAUUGGAGAUCUUAAUGGCCCUGAUGAUGUCUGCAAGAUAUUCUGGCAGAGCAUACCAGUCCUUUGCUACAGGACCAGGAAGUCAUGCCCUUCACCAGCUAUCCCAGCAUGCAGUACACCUCAGUGGAGCCCUCCAUGUCAUCACCAUCAUUCUACUCCAGUCAGCAUUGCUACCCACAGUACAGUGGGGAGGAGUGGUACUCUCCCUCCGCCGUGUUUGAGAUGAGGAAAGGACCGUUGGAGGGGGGCUUUGAUAAUGAGCUGGAUGAGUCUUGCCCUGUUGUCCCAACUGUGUGUAAAAGGUCCAGACACGCAGCCCACCCUGGAAGGAGCAAAGGCGAGGAACUGUGUGUGGUCUGUGGAGAUAAAGCAUCAGGGUAUCACUACAAUGCGCUCACAUGUGAAGGAUGUAAAGGUUUCUUCAGAAGAAGCAUCACAAAGAAUGCUGUAUAUAAAUGCAAGAGUGGAGGAAACUGUGAGAUGGACAUGUACAUGCGCAGGAAAUGCCAAGAGUGUCGACUCAGGAAAUGCAAAGAGAUGGGCAUGCUGGCAGAGUGCUUGUUAACUGAAAUUCAGUGCAAAUCCAAAAGGCUGAGGAAAAACACCAAGGCCUCAUCUGACGAAAGUACAGGGGAUGAUGUUGGUGACAGUCGAGAUGCUAAACAAGUUGUAUCUACCACUAAACCCUCCAAGGAGAAUAUAGAACUGAGCCAAGACCAGCAGGCUUUAAUAAGUUAUGUAGUUGACGCUCACAACAAACAUCGCAUCCCUCAGGAUAUGGCGAGAAAACUGCUACAAGAACAAUUUAACGCAGAAGAAAACUUCCUUCUACUGACUGAAAUGGCUACUAGUCAUGUUCAGGUGCUGGUUGAGUUCACAAAAAAUAUACCAGGUUUUCAAUCUCUGGAUCAUGAAGAUCAGAUCGCUUUAUUAAAAGGUUCUGCCGUAGAGGCAAUGUUUCUGCGUUCAGCCCAGGUCUUCUCCAAGAAGCUGCCCAACGGACACACAGAGGUACUAGAAGACAGGAUCAGACAGAGUGGGAUAUCUGAAGAGUUUAUCACACCCAUGUUUAACUUCUAUAAAAGCAUUGGGGAGCUACAGAUGAUGCAAGAGGAACAUGCUCUCCUCACUGCUAUCACAAUCCUCUCACCAGACAGACCAUAUGUAAAGGACCAGGAGGCAGUAGAGCGUCUGCAGGAGCCAAUGUUGGAGGUGUUGAGGAAGGUCUGUAAACUACAGCACCCCCACGAACCCCAGCACUUUGCACGGCUUCUCGGUCGUCUGACUGAGCUUCGCUCCCUCAACCACCACCACGCUGAAGUGCUGGAGUCGUGGCGCAUGAGCGACCACAAGUUCACCCCACUCCUCUGUGAGAUCUGGGACGUUCAGUGACUUUGUGGAAGAGAAAAUUUACACAAAAUGGGGAAGUGAAGGAGAAAUGCUAGAGACUUUUACUAAGCUGCCAAAGAGAGGAGUUCACACACUUUUCAGAGAAGAGGACUGUUAAAGUAUGUAAUGUAAACAUAAUAUAUUGUCAAACUUCAUGUAAGAUUUUAAAGACAUUAUCAGCUCUUCAAGAAAAGACUGAUGUACACAUUUUUAUAUUGUAAUACCUUCGAAAAUGUUUUCCUGGCCUUUGCUACUUGGCAACUUUGUUUUA
Molecule: messenger RNA, 1886 nt
Organism: Carassius auratus (goldfish)
Lineage: Eukaryota; Metazoa; Chordata; Actinopteri; Cypriniformes; Cyprinidae
Product: bile acid receptor-like
Exons: 9
Coding region: 311-1618 (435 amino acids)
Biological process (GO): cell differentiation; positive regulation of transcription by RNA polymerase II; negative regulation of inflammatory response
Cellular component (GO): RNA polymerase II transcription regulator complex
Molecular function (GO): RNA polymerase II cis-regulatory region sequence-specific DNA binding; zinc ion binding; bile acid binding
Source: RefSeq, a predicted model, not a curated record